GCGCUGUCCUCCGGCCGCAGGGGGCGCUGUGGCCGCAGCCCUGCGUUGUUUUCAUCCCGCGAGGCCGCUCCGCGGUGUGUUUACGUUUCUCCACCAACAUGGAGGACGAGGUGGAUGUUGACAUCGAGGGAGACGUGUUUGAAAGCCCUGAUAGCGAGCUGGACGGAGCAGCUUUGGCCCAGGAGCAGUUGCUGCAGUCUGCGUGGAGGAGCAGCGCGGGGAUGCUGCCGUGGGAGCUGGACAACUCCAUCAGCCCGGAGAACAGGGAGGCGAUAGAGCGGAUGCUGCUGGAGGAACAGUACUAUCUGACAGGCAAAGGGGUUCCUGAUCAUAUUUGGGGAAGUGAUGUUAACCACAAGGCCAAAGUGAAGAGGUCUCCAGCCAAGAGCUCCGCCUCGGCUUCAUCUUCUCGCUGGUCCAAACAAGAGAAAGCGCUGUUUGAGGAAGGGCUGGCACAGUUCGGUCGAAGGUGGACUAAGAUUGCCAAGUUAGUGGGCAGCCGUACUGUUCUCCAGGUCAAGAGCUAUGCCAGACAGUAUUUCAAACACAAGGGCAAAGCAGAACCCAAAGCUGCAGCUCCCUCUGCAGGUCCUAUGCCAGAACUUCCUCACACCACUUCCAGUCUUGCUCAUGUUGUAGCCAACACCGUUCGUAUAGAGAAGCUUUCUGAUGAUGAGGAUGAAGACGUAGACAUCACAGAUGAACCAGGUGAUGAUGCAAACUCUAAAGACAAACAGCAGAUUGUGGUGAAGACUGAGUUCUGUGAGGCAGAGCAGCAAGCACCCACUGAGGUUUUGAAGGACCGAUUUACAGACGAGCAGAAGGAAGAAGGUCAGGAGGAGACAAAGGACCAACACAGCCACACGUGGUUUCCUAUGGCAGAAAGUCCUCAGUCCUCAUCUUCACACCUGUACUCGGAGGAGUAUGGCGUCAGUCAACUGGAUGAGAAAAGUGACCUGACAGAAUCAUGUAUUCUAAAAAACAUUGAGGCAAUAGCACAGAAAGACUUAAAGCAAAUGAUGGAUAUGACUGAAGGCCAGGGUUCCCACUCUGAAGGUUCAUCCGAGGCUCUUCAACUGGAAGAGUCCUGUCAGGAUGGUGCAGAUUCAGCUGAUGAAACAAAGCAGAGUGUAGCUGAUAAACCAGCAGAAGCCCGGGAGGAGGAGGAUGAGGUUGAGGAUGAAGAAGAGGAGGAACUCAAGAUACCUGAGCAGGAAAUCGAGAUGGACGUGGACACCAUCACUGAGGAGGAGAAACAAGCUAUCCCAGAGUUCUUUGAGGGGCGACCAUCCAAGACCCCCGAGAGAUACCUGAAGAUCAGAAACUACAUCCUGGAUCAGUGGUGGAGGAGCAGGCCAAAGUACCUGAACAAGACAUCGGUUCGCCCGGGCUUGAAGAACUGUGGAGACGUCAACUGCAUUGGCAGAAUACACACCUACCUGGAACUGAUUGGCGCCAUCAACUUCCACUGUGAGCAAGCAGUGUAUAAUCGCCCCAAGGUGGUGGACCGCUCCAAACAUAAGGAGGGCAAGGAUGUGCUCGAGGCUUAUCAGCUCGCCCAGAGACUGCAGAGCAUGCGGACCAGGAAGCGCCGCGUGAGGGACACAUGGGGAAACUGGCGUGACCCCAAAGAUUUAGAGGGCCAGACGUAUGAGCAUUUCACUGCAGAAGAACAAGCUCGGCGGAGAGAAGAGAUGAAGAAACAGUCUAAACUUUGCAGAACGAACAGAUACAGAGGGUCUUUGGAUCCCUUCCAGCUGAUUCCCUGCAGGUCUUUUGGGGAAGAUGUACAGGAGCCAUUCCAGGUUAUCGUUUGCACAGAGACCCUUCUCAUCAUGGACAUGCAUGCCCAUGUGUCACGGUGUGAAGUUAUCGGCUUGCUAGGUGGAAUCUUUAAAAAAGAUGAAAAAGUACUGAAGAUCUGUGCAGCAGAGCCUUGUAACAGUGUAAGUACAGGCUUACAGUGUGAGAUGGACCCAGUGUCUCAGACCCAGGCCUGUGAUGUGCUGUCAUCCCUGGGCUUCAGUGUGGUGGGCUGGUACCACUCACAUCCCUCCUUCCACCCUAAUCCUUCAGUACGGGACAUAAGCACGCAGGACCAGUUUCAGAGUUAUUUCUCCCGUGGUGGUGCCCCCUUCAUUGGGAUGAUCGUAAGUCCAUACGACCCAGCCAACCCCUCCCCUCACUCCCAAACCACCUGCUUGUUGGUGAGAGAGAGCCAGGAGCCUUCAGCCCCUCAGAAGCUGCCUUUCGGAUUUGACUUCCUGUCAUCACAAGACAUUCCAGACUGGGAGCAAACGAUGAGGAGAGCUCACUGGAUCAUCAACAAGUACUCGCAGUCGCCUGGGAGUGUGCAGAUGAACAGGCGCUUUCGUAGAGACUCUCAUCUCACUUGUUUGGAGAAGAUGCUGUCAUCUCUAGCCAGGUACAUGGAGCCCCUGCCAGAUGAGGAGGGAGAACCCUUUCUCACACAGAUUCAGUCACUCUUCCACUCAGACUUCAUUGCCAAGCAGCAUCAGCAGGAGGAGGCAGCAUCUUUUUCUAGACUAGUGGACUCAGAUGACCUUUCGUUUGAUCAGGGACCCCAGAUGGGGGACUGUGAUCAGGAUUGCGGCACAGCAUCAGACAGCAAUGUACAGCCCACCACACAGAGCCCAACCUCAGACACGAACAGCAGCACAGUGUUACAUCUAGGCUCAGUGUUAUCGCCUGAACACGACUAUUUACUGUGAUGGACCAUAUAUUUGUAUUUUUACUGUACCAUGCCACUGUUAUCUAGCUCAGUAGUGUUAUAAACAACUCAAAUGUUACAAGGCCUUGUAUCUGUAUUAAAAACUAUCUCAAUUAAUUUGAAAAAACAUUACAAUCAGAUGGUGAAUCAUAGUUCCAUUUAAAGCCUAGGGAUCAAUUGAUGUGUGGCUGUGUGACUGAGAUAGCGUGUGUGAUAUUGAGCUUGCAUCUAAAUAGGCAAAUAAAAUAUAUUUUUAUA
Betta splendens (Siamese fighting fish) is the source of this 2989-nucleotide messenger RNA. It is a transcript of the gene mysm1, whose product is annotated as Myb-like, SWIRM and MPN domains 1. Gene Ontology annotation, cellular component: BRCA1-A complex; BRISC complex. Gene Ontology annotation, molecular function: metallopeptidase activity; polyubiquitin modification-dependent protein binding. The transcript is spliced from 20 exons. Lineage: Eukaryota; Metazoa; Chordata; Actinopteri; Anabantiformes; Osphronemidae. The record is from RefSeq and is a predicted model, not a curated record. Gene Ontology annotation, biological process: double-strand break repair. The coding region runs from base 99 to 2732 and encodes 877 amino acids.